Molecule: messenger RNA, 1794 nt
Organism: Haemonchus placei
Lineage: Eukaryota; Metazoa; Nematoda; Chromadorea; Rhabditida; Trichostrongylidae
Source: the annotation of a GenBank genome assembly
AUGACGUACAAUGAUCGUGUAUGGCUGGCUAUAAGUUAUGAGGUGCGCUCUAUCAACACGGCAUGGGGUGUUGUGAGAGGAGAACUGGUACAUCCCGAUGGAGCCGAUCUGGCACCCGUCACACAGUUCCUUGGCGUACCCUAUGGUGUAGCUCCUUCUGGACAGUUCCGCUUCAACAUGGCUAUAUCAGCUGCCAAAUGGACCCAUCUGCCUAAAGAAGCUCGAAGACUGGCUCCAGCCUGUAUUCAAACGCAACUUCCCGAACUCAGCGAAACAAGGUCACGUUUCGAUUCUGUCCACCAUGCGAUUUAUUUCAUUCUGAACCACCGUUCCAGGGCUUUUAAACAAAUGUCAGCUCAACGAUUCGAUUAUGUUCACCGAUUACUUCCAAAGCUAAAACUUCAAUCUGAAGACUGCCUGUAUAUGAAUCUAUUCGUACCAGAACGAUUAGGUUGGGGUUCAGGUGCCUCGUUGGUCUCACUGUUGAUGGCUUCUCCACUGACGCAACCAGGCCGUCGCCUCUUUAGGCGAGCCAUCCUUCUUGAUGGCACGGCCCUGGCCCCAUGGGCUAUGGCCCACAAUCCGCAACAGUACUUCGCUCAAGUCGCUGAAAACCUAGGGUGCCUAUCUAAGAAUCGAUCAUCGAUAUACAACGACCAGGUUGAUACGACACUACGUUGUAUGCAGGACCAUUCUGCUGAUAAUGUAACUAAAGCAGUACAUGCUAUUACUAUACCAACAUUCCUCAGUGGUUUUGCUCCAAUUGUUGAUGGACAGUUAAUUCCAAAUUCGCCACGAAUCUCCUUCUCCUCUCAGUAUGGCUCAUUAUUUCGUGAAAUCGACUUGCUUGUUGGAUUCUCCUCAAAUCCUGCUCACUAUCUAUUAUCAAACGAGGAUUUAAAGUCAGGGCUAUCGAAGGAAAGGCGUCAAAAGAUCUUCAGGACUCUUGUGAGAAACCUCUACGAUUACCAUAGGACUGAAUUGCUAGCAGCCAUCAUCAAUGAGUACACCGACUGGGAAAAUCCACGAGACCAUCCCAAAUCCAUACGAAAUGGUGUGCUUGCCGUUUUGAACGAUGUGCUAUUUACCGCACCGCUAAUUGAAACUCUUCGGAUGCACAGUGCUGAUGAAGUACGAAAGGAGGCAAGCACAUUCAUGUUCGUAUUUGGCCACGAAACUCGUUCAUGGAUGAACGAGCAGCCGAACUCGGGUUUGAGAGGGUCCCUAACCGGUGAUCACAUACCAUACAUCUUCGGUUAUCCGUUAGCUGGUGGUGAUAGUGAGGAAAAGCUCUACGCUGGAUUCAGCGCCGAAGAUCGGGGGAUUUCCCAGGUCAUGAUGCAUUACGUGGCAAAUUUCGUAAAGUCCGGGUUAUUGAGCUGUAAUCUGAAACCGCCUACGGUGACUCCUUCUCCACCGAUUGACAAUUCAGCUGUGGCGACCAGUCAGUACAGUACGAUGCUGUCCGUCACAGUAGCUGUCGGUUGUGGCCUUCUAUUCCUGAAUAUCUGUGUAUUCUUCGGUCUAUAUCGUCAGUGUGACAAGAAUAAGCGAUCAAAGAAGAAGUUGCAAUUACAGUACCAGACCUACGCUUCGAAUCAGGCGUCGGUUCCGGAACAGUACAACACCCUCAACUCACCGGAACCGCUCCUGUCUGCAUCCCACAAGGCCGUGCGUGCCGGAGUGUCACCAUCGUGUCCACGUCAUGGUCGAGCAGUACUGUCAUUACAUCCGUCUCGAGGUAGUCUGACUUCAUCCGGAAAUGCACCCACACUUGAGGAAAUACAAGUCUAG